AUGCUGGAGGUCGCGACGUCGCUUUCAGAGCGCAUGGGCGGCCAAGUGCCACUGGCGAUGAUCGCCCUGGACCCACAGGUGCUCGAGUAUGGCCGGGCUCUUCUUGACAAGAAGGAGAAUUUGGGCCCCAGCAAGAUCUCCUUGCGGCAGAUCCUGGCCGAUGUUCUCGAAGGUGGGAGUGUGGAUCAGCACCGUUGGCUCACGGAUUCUUUGAGCCUCAGACUGUUCGCGUCAGGUGCCGGCGAGGAUCCCAAGCUUCUGAUCGAAGAUGCGGAGCCCUUUCCCAUGGUACGCCGCUCCAGAAGCCGGGAAGCGGUAAGCAGAUGUUAG
Molecule: messenger RNA, 330 nt
Organism: Symbiodinium sp. CCMP2592
Lineage: Eukaryota; Dinophyceae; Suessiales; Symbiodiniaceae
Source: the annotation of a GenBank genome assembly